Messenger RNA from Impatiens glandulifera, 1620 nucleotides. RefSeq lists its product as uncharacterized. The coding region runs from base 1 to 1620 and encodes 539 amino acids. The record is from RefSeq and is a predicted model, not a curated record. Lineage: Eukaryota; Viridiplantae; Streptophyta; Magnoliopsida; Ericales; Balsaminaceae. The transcript has 2 exons.
AUGCGUCAUUUCAACGCUGACACCGGCCCUAGUGUUUUCCUCGUCCCCAGCAAAAUCGUAAAAUCGCAUCAAUUUCUCAAACCGGAGGAGAAGCAAAGCAAAAAGAAGGCAUCCGGUUCUACAAGCGGCCGAAAGAAGAGACAAGCUAGAAAGAAAACAGCUCCGGUCAAAGAAAAAUCCGGAAGCAAGGCAGAUAAGCAACCGACCGGAUCGGCUAAUCCGCUGUCCGACACUCUUAACACAGAAAAUUCGGCAUCUAGCUCUAGCCGAACCGCCUCACACCACACCGGGGAGGAUCGGACUGGCAAAGGGAAAGAGCCGGUGGUCGAGGAACAAUCGGCAAGAACUGAUAAUGUCGAAACCGGUCUGACUGAGCAAACGGAAACCGGGGAUGAACACAUCCGGCAAACGGGCGAGGACCUCGUCAACCAAAUCAUGAAAGAAAUUCACAAGCAGGCUCCCGCGACAAGCGACGUCUACUUUCAAUGGGCCCUGAACCGGCAGGAAAUUUUCUACACUAACAUGCUACCGGAACAUCCUGCUGACCGGAAAUUUGAAAAGCUGGUUGAGAUGGAAGCGGAAGUCAUCAACCUCACAAAGGCCCAGAGCGAACUGACCGAGGAGUUGGGACGGUUGGAAGCGGAACCCGAGCACCAAGAGGCGUCACACUUCUCCAGAUCGCCACCUGAGGAUGAUGGCGGUCCGAAUCCAGGUGAAACCGAGCAUGUCUUCCCUGAACAAGAACACACAAUCAACAACACCGAUCUCAGGACGGGUACACCGCCCACCGAUCAGCGUGUCUCUCUUCAAACCGAGGAUUCAGUACAAGUGGUAACAGAAGAUAGAGUAAAGGAUCUCAUCGAGGAAUUUGUCAAUGCCGCCAUUCGCCCGUGGCAAAAGAAGAUCAAAGAAACCGCGACUAAAUCCAUCGAGAUGAUCGAGUCUACAAAUAAAGAGCUACAAACCGCGGUCGAACGGAUCACGUCCGUUGAGGACAAAUACGGCAUGACCGACCUUCUGUACAGUGACAAUACUAACAGAACUAAGGCAUUGGAGGCAGUAACUAAGAAGUUGGAAGCCAACCUCGCUCUUACCAGCCAAAAGGUCGGUAUGAUAGAACUUAACCAAUUAACAACCGAUCAAAGGCUGAAAAAGAUUGAUGGGGAUCUGGCUCAAUCCGGUGUCCAGGCCGGUUCUACACUUGAGAGAGUGGCAAUGCUUGAGGAAAAGCAUGCCAAGACCGAGGCCGAUCUAAAAGCUGUCACCGAACAGCUAGCGGAGAUGAUAGCGGUAAAGCUGGAAGCCGAUAAGGCACUUGAGGAAGCAAAUGAGCUCGCGGCUCAACAGAUUCAGGAUGACCUAGAAGAGCAGGUCCGGCUUCAAAAGGAAACGGCACUGGCAAAUGCGAACCUGGCCGGACACUUUCAAACAUUAGAAAACAUCGCACCGACCGUGGAGAUCCAACAAAAUGAAGAUGCGGCUCGACUAAUCGGCCAACAGUCAGCAUACAAUGAGUUCGCCGAGGCUCAUAAGAGGUCCAAAGCGGUUGCUUCCCCAUCCGGUCCGGUUACAAGAAAAAAAAGAAUUCUUCCAAGAGGGCGGCAAUCUCAACGUUAUUAG